AAUACUGGCCCCACCCACUCUGCAGGGUUGUUUGGAGAAGAUAUGUUUAUAAACUUUGAAGCGCUGUUUAUAGUUACUGUUACCAAAUCAUUCAGCCGGCUCUGUUUUCCCUAAGACCCCAUGUGCAGGAUGAGAUCCAUUUGGCAUAUCUGCCUGCUGCUGGCACUGCCCAGCUUUGGCCUGGCCCAGACCUGUGUUGUGGACUCCAUCUCUGUGAAGGCUGACUUUGACCCCAAGAGGUAUGCAGGGAAGUGGUAUGCACUGGCCAAGAAAGAUCCCGAAGGCCUCUUCCUUCAGGACAACAUCUCUGCAGAGUACACCAUUGGAAUGGAUGGCACCAUGACAGCCUCCUCCCAGGGGCGUGUGAAGCUAUUUGGGUACUGGGUGAUCUGUGCAGACAUGGCAGCACAGUACACUGUCCCUGACCCAAGCACCCCGGCAAAGAUGUACAUGACCUACCAGGGGCUGGCCAGCUACCUGUCCAGUGGAGGGGAUGACUAUUGGGUGGUGGACACAGACUACAACCACUACGCACUGACCUACGCCUGCCGGCUUUUGAGGGAGGACGGCACAUGUGCCGAUGGCUACUCCAUUGUCUUCUCCCGAAGUCCUCGGGGCCUCCCCCCUGCUAUCCAGAGGAUUGUCCGCCAGAAGCAGGAAGAGAUCUGCUUGUCUGGCCAGUUUAAGCCAGUUCUUCAGACAGGUGUGUAUUUCUCCGCCAGUACUGAGGACAGGAACUAACGGUGUGGAAUGGAAUCCCAGGGCUGACCCCCAUGGAGGCCAGGGCAAGAUGGAAGAGGAAACCUUUUCUCUACUUGCAUUCCCCUUCCCUCAUGACCUGGGUUCUAGUCCCCACUCUGUCACUGACUCACUAUAUAAUCUAGGCCCUGCAAAGGAGUCAGACCCGAGUCAAAUCCACCCUCAGACACUUCAUACUUACGAGUG
This is a messenger RNA of Phascolarctos cinereus (koala), 945 nucleotides long. Lineage: Eukaryota; Metazoa; Chordata; Mammalia; Diprotodontia; Phascolarctidae. The record is from RefSeq and is a predicted model, not a curated record.